This is a messenger RNA of Anoplophora glabripennis (Asian longhorned beetle), 1842 nucleotides long. RefSeq names its product dystrophin-related protein 2-like. The coding region runs from base 1 to 1842 and encodes 613 amino acids. Gene Ontology annotation, biological process: synaptic signaling. The record is from RefSeq and is a predicted model, not a curated record. Gene Ontology annotation, cellular component: plasma membrane. The transcript is spliced from 9 exons. Gene Ontology annotation, molecular function: zinc ion binding; protein binding. Lineage: Eukaryota; Metazoa; Arthropoda; Insecta; Coleoptera; Cerambycidae.
AUGAGUGGUCCAUGGAGGAAAAUAGAGAAUGAAGAAGGAUAUCCUUAUUAUUUGAAUGAACUUACAAAUGUUAAGCAGUGGGAUCACCCUAAAUUUGUUGAUAUAAGACAACGCAUAGACGAUUGCAAUUAUGUAAAAUAUUCAGUAUACAGGGUAGCGUUGAAAUUUAGAGUUUUACAAAACGCCUUGCAUAUGGAAGAAGUGCCAUUGUCAGUUAUAGCAGAAGUAUUUGAAAGGCAUCGGCUGGGGGCCAAUGAAAGUUCCUUGUGCCUUGAAAGCUGCGAUUUGGAAGCAGUUUUAUCAGAUGUAUAUUUUGCAGCAAAUAAAAAAAACCACAUGAACAUUGAUAUAGAUUUCGCUACUGAAUUGAUGUUAAACUUUUUAUAUAAUGUUUAUGACAAAGAUAGGAAAGGGAAAAUUCAGGUAGCCUCUACGAAAAUUGUAUUAGCACUAUUGGGUAACUGCACUUCUAUUGAAUUGUAUAAGUUCAUAUUUCAGUUAUGUGCAGAUCAUAACAAUUGUGUUACUAGACUGAGGUUGCAGUCUAUGUUGUUAAAAAUUGUAGAGAUUACAAAUUUCCUCCAUGAGGAUGUUAGUUUUGGGUCACAUUUGAUUAACACCUCUAUAGAAAAUUGCUUCAGUAAUUCUCCAGGUUUAGUUGGCAUAAAUGAGAGUAUGUUUAUAACUUGGUUAGAGAAAGGGCCUAAAAUUUUCUCAUGGAUACCACUACUACAUAGGAUUAAAAUUGCAGAACCAGUUAUGCAUUCAGUAACAUGUACCACCUGCAAAACAAACCCUCUAAUGGGCUUACGAUACAAGUGCAUGAAAUGUUCAAGGUACACUCAGUGUCAAAGGUGCUUUUUCACUGGAAGAACAAGUCAUGCGCAUAAACUAACCCACUCCAUGAGAGAAUACUGCACCCAGUCAAACGAUUAUGGCCAUACAUUUAUCAAAAAAAUAUGUGGUUUGUUGUAUUGCUCUCAGAAGAUAAAUAACUCGACUGUGGUGGAGACAAAACCUUUAUGUUCUGACAGAAAUUACUUGCCAAAAUCUUAUUCCAAAGAGAUUUUGUGUGACAUAGAACCACUGUCGUCUCCUCAAACACAACUGCAAGUUAUUAUUAGACAACUUGAAAUGCAGAACCGAGAGCUGCAGCAGAUCUUACUGUUGGGAAGCCACAAUGAUAAGGACAUCAGAAGGUACCUGGAAGAGCAUAGAAUUCAUGUUGCGGCUCAAAUUCAAAAACUAAAAAUUCUGAAAGAGUAUCUUAAAAUUCCUCCCAAUUCACCAUCAAAAGAUACAAGGAUGAGUCAAGAGACGGUUGCUGUAGAAUCCACUCCAAUGGUGCAAACUAUAAACAGACCCCAUAUGAGUGUAGGCAUGGAGUUAUUUAGUCCUAUACAGUCGAUAACUGAAAAUGACCAAAGAGGAAAUCAUGUAGGUACCAGACCUCCAAAUUUUAACAAAGACAUUACACAAACCAGCAGUGUUCCAUAUGGUAUUGAUGAUAUGAGCACAUGGGUCGGAGGCCAACCGACAACUUCCAACGAUAUAUCAGCACUGCCCGAGAAAAGGAUGUUUCCAAGAAAAUCGCCUGUAAGAGAACUGCACAAUGAUCUGGAUGAUGCUCUGGCAAAACUUCAGCAAAUAUUAGCAAAUAAUUUCUCGUUAGAUGAAUCCUUGGGUCACAUAGAUAAUACAAACCUGAAAUAUGCUGUGUCAGAGGUCGAAGGUAUGCUUACUUCAUUUAUUGAUAGUGUUGAGACUAGCAGAGGAAGUUCUGUGAGGUCGCAUCGGUUAAAAUUCGACAAAGAAUCUGAAAUUAUAGAGCAGUGUUCGUAG